AUGCAAUCUUCCAAAUCCAAACCAUGGUCUCCCUACGCAACCGAAUACAACCCCCUCGAAGCUGGGUCCAUUGACGCCACCGACACCGAGCCACACGACAACGCCAUCGCCAGGGCCAUGGAGGCCCACUACACGCCCAACCCCACCCUGAGAAGCAAACCUGAGUACACCGUCUUCAUCGCCAGGCUGAACUUCGGAACUAGUGAAAGCACUUUAAGGAGGGCUUUUUCCGAGUACGGCGAAAUCCUCAACUGCACUUUGGUCCGAGACAUUGUGACUGGAGCCUCCAAAGGGUACGCCUUUGUGGAGUACAGGUCAAGGUCCUCUGUUGAGUUGGCCUGUAGAAGAGGAAACAAAACUGAGCUAGACGGACGGAUCCUGUUCGUUGACAGAGAAAUUGGGAGAACGAUGAAGGGCUGGAUUCCACGACGGCUCGGAGGAGGCUUUGGUGGAAAUAAGAAUUCCGGACAGCUCAGGUUUGGUGGCAAAGACAAACCCUAUCUAAAACCAAUCACAAAAGGAGAGGAGAAAGAAGAAAAACGACACCAUUCGAAACUUGAGCGCCGAUAACUUUUCCAAAAUAUACAUUCCAAGAAGCACAAAUAUUUUUGUAUUUUCACAAGAGUUAUGGUAUGGGUCCAAAAAUUUCAAUAUCGAGAAAAUCAUUUUUGCGUCAAUUUAUUGGGCGAGCUGUAGUUAUACAUAUUUGCUUGUACAUUAAAAUUUAAUUCUUCUGUGAA
Neocloeon triangulifer is the source of this 740-nucleotide messenger RNA. RefSeq names its product U11/U12 small nuclear ribonucleoprotein 35 kDa protein-like. Gene Ontology annotation, biological process: mRNA splicing, via spliceosome. Gene Ontology annotation, molecular function: snRNA binding; mRNA binding. Gene Ontology annotation, cellular component: U12-type spliceosomal complex; precatalytic spliceosome. NCBI's taxonomy places the organism in Eukaryota, Metazoa, Arthropoda, Insecta, Ephemeroptera, Baetidae. The record is from RefSeq and is a predicted model, not a curated record. The transcript has a single exon. Bases 1 to 570 code for a protein of 189 amino acids.